GGAGUUCCGCAUUUGGUAGUGUCACAGCGACUUUUCGAGAGCACGUCUGAUCAGCUCUCUUGACGGCCCCUUCCAAGGCUGAAGCAACUCCACCGCCGGACGAUGAGCGACUGUGGACUCCUUUUAUUCGUAUGAAAUUUUGCCCUAGUAAUUUUUUCUCCAUUUCGGGCUCAUCCAUUGGCGCGCCACAACGCCCUCAGUCUUGCACCGGCGGUACCUUGCCUGUACAUACACCUGGCACUGCCCAGAAUCACUGCUAACGGACCUUCAGAACUGCUGCAAUCGAACUUUACCUUCAAUCAGGAAUUUUCAAUUUUCGCACUUGUUCCCGCAGCCGUGCAUAAGUGACUGAAUUCUCUUCGGAAGUCCCCGCCCUCCGUCAUUCCGUAGGAACCACUUCUCCAUCUUGUGAGGCAGUAUUCGUGGCAAAAGACUCCGCCGACUGCCUCUGCCAGCACAAACAUGCUUAGGUAAAUUACGGAUCCGUAGCAUCAUAGAAAUGUAGGUUGGCGUCACCAUCAUUGGCUCAGUUCCUUGAGCUUCAGUGCGUUUUCUGGAUGGUCUGAACAAAAACCCAUUUGUCGCUACCGAAACGGAUCCACCAAGAGAAAACGGCAUGUCUACAUGAGAACCAACCGAGUCCGACUUCUGACUUCUGAAUUUUAACAUCAACCUCGUACUAGGGAAGAAAGUGUCUUUUCCGCGACCCUCGCAGCCAUGAGGCCGUGUUCUCCUUCGGGACAGUUCCUUAUCAUGCGGCGUGCUUUCGCGCGACCUGGCUUCCCUCAUUCCCCUUUUCCGCCUUUCCACCUGGCGUGCAUUCCAGUUCAGCCUGGCAAUACUAUUCGCGGGCGGCUACUUCGUCAUACCCCGCGCGUUCUGUCUCGUGGUUUUUCUGAUGGCCAGCUCAUCGGCCACUGUUUGCUUGCGUCUUCUUCGCGGCCCUCAGGGUGUCGCGUAUUUUCUUCUCUUGCCUCUGCGUCUUCGGUAGUUGCGCCAAACCAUCUUGGCGUGUACUACUCAAAGACACACGAGUAUGUUCGACUUACUCUGGACUGUCCACCAACGCAGGAAGAAUCCUGCACCACUUCCGCUGCGAGUCCUGAGGUAGUAGCAAGUGAGACUCCCAAAAGCUCUGAACGCGUCCUGUUUGGUGUCGUCGGCAUCAGUGCAUAUGCUGCUGAAGAGCUAGGGGAAGUUGUCUACGUCGACUUCCCAGAGAGGCUGGCACAAGCGGGCAGCAGAAGCGCCGAGAUGCGGAAAGACGAAAGAGCACGGGCGGGCGAAGAAGAUGCUUCAGUGAAAAAGGGGAGCGCAGUAUGCUCUCUGGAGAGUGUGAAAAGUGUUGCAGAAGUGUACAGUCCUGUUGACGGGCUUGUGGUAGAAGUCAACGAAAAGGUCAGGGAACAGCCUAGCCUCGUCUUUCAAGACCCCGAGGGGCAGGGCUGGCUACUCAAGCUUCGACUCCCUCAAGCAGAAGCUGAAGAAGGAGGCGUUGAAAAAAGCGCAAGCGCACUCGUGGCGAAAGUGACAAAGAGGCUAAUGGAUGAAGAACGAUACGCCACUUUCGUUGAAAGAGAAAAGAACGCAGGUGCUCUUGAAGACUGCGACCAAUAGCUUGACUUAAAAAACAAAGGAACGGUCAUGCAUCGAUCUCGCCUGCGGCUAACAUCUUUGUUUCGCUGUGAAACGCC
This is a messenger RNA of Toxoplasma gondii ME49, 1694 nucleotides long. Its product is annotated as glycine cleavage H-protein. Gene Ontology annotation, cellular component: glycine cleavage complex; cytoplasm. The transcript has a single exon. Gene Ontology annotation, biological process: protein lipoylation; glycine decarboxylation via glycine cleavage system. Bases 718 to 1617 code for a protein of 299 amino acids. The record is from RefSeq and is a predicted model, not a curated record. Lineage: Eukaryota; Apicomplexa; Conoidasida; Eucoccidiorida; Sarcocystidae.